ACAUGUGGCUUCCAAUACCAUAUCACCUUAUCCCAUAGGCUUGUGGCCAUCAACUUGAUCAAAAUCACCAACUUAGUUCAAAAUCCCCUCUCCUUUCCACACAAACUCCCCACCAAUGGCUUCCUCAACCACGCUCUCCUCCUCCAUCACUCCCUCUCAGCUCUGCUGCAGCAAGAAUGGGAUGAACCGUUGCGCAAAUUUGGCGGCGGUGAAGGUCGGAAAGGGGAAGGGGAUGAAGGUUAGGUGCAUGGCGAGCGUGCCGGCCGACCGGGUGCCGGACAUGGGCAAGAGAGAGCUCAUGAAUCUGCUGCUUCUCGGCGCCAUUUCUCUUCCUGCAACCGGGAUGUUGUUGCCCUACACUUACUUCUUUGUUCCACCUGGUUCUGGAGGGGGUGGUGGUGGCACUCCGGCAAAGGAUGCUUUGGGGAACGACGUCGUUGCAGAGGAAUGGCUCAAAACGCAUGGACCCGGUGACCGGACCCUCACACAGGGAUUGAGGGGUGAUCCAACGUACCUCGUUGUGGAGAACGACAAAACUCUUGCAACGUAUGGUAUCAACGCCGUCUGCACCCAUCUUGGUUGCGUUGUGCCAUGGAACAAGGCUGAGAACAAGUUCAUGUGCCCGUGCCACGGAUCACAAUACAACAACCAAGGGAAAGUUGUCAGAGGACCUGCUCCCUUGUCUUUGGCUUUGGCUCAUGCAGAUAUUGAUGAUGGAAAGGUGAUUUUUGUUCCAUGGGUGGAGACUGAUUUUAGAACUGGAGAGGACCCAUGGUGGUCUUAGAUCGCUCUAGAACAUUCUCAUUUGUGUAUUCACAACUUCUCUAUGAAUGAAUGUAAAGCCUCAAGAUAAACUUGAUGUUACUAUGUAUUUUUGACACAUACCUAUAAUUAUAAUUUGUGUAAAUCAUAGUUUUUAAUUUAAUGCAAAAGAUUGCAUACCCCCA
Messenger RNA from Salvia splendens (bonfire salvia), 947 nucleotides. Its product is annotated as cytochrome b6-f complex iron-sulfur subunit 1, chloroplastic. The record is from RefSeq and is a predicted model, not a curated record. Bases 116 to 784 code for a protein of 222 amino acids. Gene Ontology annotation, cellular component: membrane. Gene Ontology annotation, molecular function: 2 iron, 2 sulfur cluster binding. The transcript is spliced from 5 exons. NCBI's taxonomy places the organism in Eukaryota, Viridiplantae, Streptophyta, Magnoliopsida, Lamiales, Lamiaceae.